AUCAAAAACUGCCUCAAAUGCGCGCAACCGGAGAGGUUGCUUGUGCGGUUUCCAGCUGGCGGGCCUCGCGUAUAGAUAGGGUAGCUAAGUAGCUUAGGCCAUAUGAACCGCCGUUUAACACUGGAGUUUCCUUCCACGGCGGAGGAGCUACCAUACACCAUACACACCUAGGUCCUAGGCACUACACCCUACGCAACACGACGAAGCGCAAGCGCGGCUAAAGGUUACCAUGGCCAGCGAAACCACGGCAGAACCGUCCGAACAUGCGGCCUCCCAAUACACGACAACCAGCGAUCGGCUAGCGGCGCGCCUGGCCAUCCAUGCAUGGAACACGCACUCGGAGGGCUGGUUUAGCUGGGCAGGGAGCCGCAUUCCCAAACGCGGUUCCGUUCUCGAAACGGGUGCGGGCACUGGCCAACUCUGGCGGGAGUCGCCGCCGUUGGCUGGCAUGACGAAGGAUCUGGCCCUGACCGACUUCUCCCCGGCAAUGUGCGUGGAGCUGCGGAAGCUUGCGAAUGAAAUCAAGGGUGUCAAGGUCCAUGUGCAGCAGGCCAGCGCAGAGGAGCUGCCCUUCGACGACGAGACGUUCGACACGGUGGUCGCAAAUCACAUGCUAUACCAUGUCGAUUCGCCCGACGCGGCCCUAGGCGAAUUCUGGCGGGUUCUCAAGCGCGAUGGCACUGUCGUCGUUGCGCUGAACGGCAUGGACCACUUGGACGAACUGCUGGCCCUUGGAGACAAGGUGGGGAGGCCAAGUACCAUACGGAAACAGGCGAGGAUAACGGCGGAGACGGCGCAAGAGGCAUUGGUCCGAAAUGGAUUCAAGGACGUGACUGAGGAACGGUUCCCGGGCCAUUUCGAGGUGGGGGACGUGCAGCCGGUUGUGGACUACUUGAGUAGCUUGGGGGAGGUGGGCUUGGAGCGGGGCCAGAAGGAGGUCAUAGAGAGGGAAGUUGGAGAGGCGAUGGAGAGGGAAGGGGGGGUGUUCCGAGUGACGAAGAACAUGGUGCUGUUUACGGCGAGGAAGCGGUAGCGGUAGCCUAGCUAUCGCGGAUGGCUGUGUGCCGCUAUACAUACCACAGUAGUACUGUGUAUGCAUGGUCGGUAGAAAAUCACUUGUUCCAU
Messenger RNA from Westerdykella ornata, 1125 nucleotides. RefSeq names its product methyltransferase type 11. NCBI's taxonomy places the organism in Eukaryota, Fungi, Ascomycota, Dothideomycetes, Pleosporales, Sporormiaceae. The record is from RefSeq and is a predicted model, not a curated record. Gene Ontology annotation, molecular function: S-adenosylmethionine-dependent methyltransferase activity. The transcript has a single exon. The coding region runs from base 230 to 1033 and encodes 267 amino acids.